AUGAAAUUAUUGCACAAGAAUUUUUUUUUAAUCCAUAUGCUUCGGAAUUUUUUAUUUAUGAAAAGCCUCUGA
Messenger RNA from Spirodela intermedia, 72 nucleotides. The record is from the annotation of a GenBank genome assembly. Lineage: Eukaryota; Viridiplantae; Streptophyta; Magnoliopsida; Alismatales; Araceae.